Messenger RNA from Rhizoctonia solani, 930 nucleotides. Its product is annotated as Retrotransposon-derived protein PEG10. Lineage: Eukaryota; Fungi; Basidiomycota; Agaricomycetes; Cantharellales; Ceratobasidiaceae. Bases 1 to 930 code for a protein of 309 amino acids. The record is from RefSeq and is a predicted model, not a curated record. The transcript is spliced from 3 exons.
AUGGAACCAGAGCUGUCCCUUAGCGCUCUCCUUGAGGCUGUCACAGCCCUCACAGCCACAGUUGGGUCCUUGCAGGACCAAAUCAGAAACCAAGGCCAACAGCUUGCAGAGCUCAAAGCCAUUUGCAAGGAAACCGCCAACCUUGUUGGCAACAAGGAUCAAGGAGGCGCCCAAGCCAAGCCUGGCCCAUUGACUGGGCCUGUCACCCCUCCUACCCAUUUGGGAGGGGAAGCCCACACUCCAGGAAUGGUUAGGCCUGGACUCAAGGCCCCAUUCCGCCUGUUGAGAGGCACAAACUUUGACUCCAAGGAAGAUGAUGAACCCAGACAAGGAACCAAGAAGGAACCUUGCAACACUGUUAUGAGUCUUAGCUCCCUCACCCCCUUUGACUCAGGGUCCAGUGUAAAACAACCCAAAAUGGAGUUACCAGACCCCUACAAGGGCAAUACACAAGGACGCAAGGCCACCCAGUGGCUAGAUAGAAUGCUCCUAUGGGUAGCUCUCCAUAGGGACCAAUUUGAUGAAGAAGAGCAGAUGGUUGUAUGGAUCUUAUACCACAUGACAGACAAGGCUGCCAACUGGGCGCUUCCCAUCAUUGGGACAAUCAUCAAGGGUGUUGUACACCACUGCAAAUCCAAUGGUAUAUGUGAGGAGGGUGUAACAAAGGGCAAGGGAAACCCCCCAACCACCAUCCUGGCCUUAAUGGCCAAAUUCAAGGAAGUGUUUGCCAAUCCUGACGCAAAAAGGGCUGCUGCCAGGAAAAUUGUGGCACUCUCCCAAACUACCACCACUUUGGAAUAUGUCACAGAGUUCCACAAUCUCAUGGUGGAAUUGGACUGGAAUGAGGAGGCCUACAUUGCGCAGUUCAUGCAAGGCCUCCACUGGAAGGUCAAGGAACUGUUAUUGACCAAGUGUUAUAGACACAAUUGA